AUGAGGCCGUUAUGUCUUCUCAUCAGGCGUUCCAAUCCUUCAAUUCUGCGUCAUGUUCAACGCCGGCAGCUGCUGACGCUCGCGAUCGAGACCUCCUGCGAUGACACGAGCGUCGCUGUGCUUGAGAAGCACGAGAAUAACUCCGCGACUCUGCACUUCCACUCGAAGAUCACAUCUGAUAAUCGAAUAUAUGGAGGAGUACAUCCCAUAGCAUCCCAUGAGUCACACCAGAAGACCCUCGCGAUCCUCGUCGGUCAAGCGCUGCGCAGCUUGCCGAAUGAAAAGAAAGCAUCUGCACCUGUCACAAGUGUUCUGUUUCUCAAUGGGAGGGAUGGCAUGGAAACCCGAAAGAAGCCGGACUUCGUUACGGUCACUCGAGGCCCGGGUAUGCGGUCGAGCUUGAAUACGGGGUUGGAUACUGCGAAGGGACUGGCGGUUGCAUGGCAGAUCCCAUUAUUAGGGGUCAACCACAUGCAAGCCCAUGCUCUGACGCCGCGCCUCGUCUCUGCUCUCGAUGCUGCAAUAUCUAGAAGUUUUGAUACGGCUGGGAACGAUCCAGCUUUCCCUUUUCUCACAUUGCUGGUUUCUGGCGGACAUACAAUGCUUGUCCAUUCACGGUCUCUGUGCGACCACGAAAUCUUAGCAGACACAACGGACAUGGCAGUUGGUGAUAUGAUAGAUAAGACUGCACGAGAAGUUCUACCACGGACAUAUCUUGAGUCUGCAUCUGAUGUCAUGUAUGGGAAAUUGCUGGAAUCAUUCGCGUUUCCAAAGGAGAAACCACUUCACGAGUAUGUCCCACCAUCAUCCUUCACAAGACAACGAGUCUGCCGGCUGCUAGACUACGAGUGGACAAUAAACCCUCCAUACUGCGCACCUGGACCAGAAGGGUCGAUCAAGUAUGCCGAUGCAUUUACAUUCUCUGGAAUUGGCAGCUCGGUGAAGAGCAUUAUGAGUCGACUCCCAGAAAUGGACGACACAGGACGCCGCGAACUUGCACGGGAAACAAUGGCUUUAGCAUUCGAGCACUUGGCUUCCCGUGUACUUUUCGCUCUCCAACGGCCUGACAUUCAAAGCAUCCAGACACUGGUUGUAUCCGGUGGUGUAGCAAGUAAUCAGUUUCUGAAAACGAUUCUGAGGGAGAACUUGAAUGCCAAGGGCUGCAGGGAAAUGCAAUUGGUCUUCCCUCCACCAAAGUUCUGCACGGAUAACGCAGCCAUGAUUGCUUGGACCGGGAUUGAGAUGUACGAGGCACGGUGGCGGACAUCCUUUGACGCGAUAGCUAUCAAGAAAUGGUCAAUUGAUCCCAAGGCUGCGGAUGGCGGUAUCUUGGGCGUUGAUGGCUGGGAUUCGGCGGCUGUUGAGAAUAAGUAA
This is a messenger RNA of Hyaloscypha bicolor E, 1374 nucleotides long. RefSeq names its product glycoprotease family protein-like protein. Gene Ontology annotation, biological process: mitochondrial tRNA threonylcarbamoyladenosine modification. Gene Ontology annotation, cellular component: mitochondrion. Bases 1 to 1374 code for a protein of 457 amino acids. Lineage: Eukaryota; Fungi; Ascomycota; Leotiomycetes; Helotiales; Hyaloscyphaceae. The record is from RefSeq and is a predicted model, not a curated record. The transcript has a single exon.